CUUGCAGAUGUUGAGAAUUUGGAGUCUGGAAGAGCUGCCCGAAAUGUUUUGCAACUUAAUCAACUUGAGACAUUGUUAUUGUGAAAAUACAUGCUAAGACUAGAUGCAUUGUGAUUGUGAAUAUACAUGCUAAGCUGUGAUGAGCAAGCUGUUGUUGAUGCUGCAGCAUUGAGUUAUUUAGUAAUUUAUUUGUUUUACUGUACUGGUGCACAUUAGUCAAGAGAUCAUACAAGUCUUGACACAGGUCCAUCCUUGUAGAUUCCUUUAUUAGACAGUCUGUUCUAAAAAAUUGCUGCAAGAAAAUAGUUUACUUAUUUUUGCCUCCUCGAUGUAGAAGCAUUCCAUUAAACUAAAACUGGAGCCACUGCACAUAUGCAUUGUGACUUGACAAUGACUUCGUCAGAUCCCAAUCACUUGCAUAGGAAAAUACUAAUGACUACAGAUGGAAAUCAUGAGUUUAAAUAGGCUAGUUGACAAUGGUGAGUAUUGAAUACACCCCCCUUAGAAUCAUUUUUAUACCAAUCUCAAAGUUGACCAACAGAACUUUUAGAUCCAGGGGUACCCUUAGAUUAAUUAACCAAAUACCAAACAUUCGGAUAAUAACUUUGCUAAGAAAAUUUCACUUCCAUCAUCUCCCUGAAACAAUACAUUAAUAGAAUGGCUGAAGCAAUUUUAAUUGAUGUUGCAAGUGGACUUAUAAGCAGGCUUGUUUCACUUGCAGCUGACGAAGUGAUUCGGGCUUGGAAUGUUCAUGAAGAUCUUGAAGAACUCUGUGGCAAACUGGAAUUCAUUAAUGAUCUCUUGUUGGAUGCUUCUGCCAAGAAAUUAACCAUGACUACUGUUCAGAGGUUUUUCAACAAACUUGAAGAUGUGGCUCAUGUAGCUAAUGUGUUUAUGAAUGAACUUGAGUACGAAGUUACUAGACAAAAGGUUGAAAAUCAUCAGAGGAAGCGAGACUUUUUUGUUCCAUCUAAAAACACAAUGUUACAUCGUUUUAAGAUGGCUCAUAAGAUCAAAUCUAUUCUUGAUUCCUUUAAAGAAAUCUUGAAGUGGGGGAAUGAUCUCGGGCUUCAGCCAGUAGCCUAUCUAAAUACAACUGUGCAACCGAGUGGGAGCAACAACACUUCGCCCUUCCAGGACAAGGCACUAAUAGUUGGAAGAGACAAGGAUAUAUCAUAUUUAGUCCAAAUGGUGUGCAAAAAUCACCAAGAGAAUCUUCGACUCAUUGCUGUGAUAGGGAUGGGAGGUCAGGGCAAGACAACUCUUGCUCGUAUGGUUUUCAAUAGUGAUAUUGUAGUCAAUAUGUUCCCAAAUAAGAUUUGGGUUACAGUAUCACAUGAUUUUGAUCUCAUGAAUAUUUUAAAUCAAAUGGUGGAAUCACUCACUUCAAAGCCUUCCAUGUUCAGAAAUGCCCAAGGGGUCAUUAAUGUGCUUCAAAAGAAGCUAAAGGGAAAAAAGUUUCUUCUUGUUCUAGAUAAUGUUUGGAAUGAGAAACCAGAGAACUGGGAUGAACUGAUGAAUUCAUUGCUUGGAUUUGGUGGUGCAAAAGGAAGCAGCAUUUUAAUUACAACUCGCAACCAGAAAGUUAUUGAUGCUAUGAGAUGUCCUAUUUCUUAUCGGCUGGACAAUUUAUCAGAGCAAGAUAGCUGGGAAUUGUUCAAGAAAAGCGCAUUUUCACAAGGAGGAGUUGUAGAGACGAAGGCAUUUGCAGCUUUAGGAAGACAUAUGGUUGAAAGGUGUGGUGGCCUGCCGCUUGCAAUAAACUCACUGGCGUCUGUACUGAGAACAAAAAAGUCUGAGCAAGAGUGGUUGCAGAUCCAAGACAGUGAAACCUGGAAAUCAGAAAGGAUAUUGCCUGCCUUAAGGUUUUCAUAUAAUAAUUUACCUUCCACGUCUUUGAAACGCUGUUUUGCAUAUUGUUCUAUUGUGCCUAAGACUUCCAAAAUUUACAAGGAUGAUAUAGUUCAAAUAUGGAUGGCAUUAGGAUUCCUCUUGCCUCCUAAAGGAAGCGCUUUGCUGAUGGAAGAUAUAGGCAAUGAGUACCUCAACAUUUUGUUGUGGAAUUCUUUGUUACAAGAAGGUGAUAGAGAUAAAUUGGGAGACAUCACUUAUUACAAGAUGCACGAUCUGGUGCAUGAUCUUGCACUAGAUGUAUCUAAACAUAACUCUGCAACUAUGAAUGACAGUGGUGUAUUGAGCCAUAAUUCCAAGGCUACAUACGUGAGGCUUGAUGAAGGGUAUUCAGGUACAAAACCAGCCAAUAUGAGGAGAAACUUUGAGGGAGUGCAGAUGUUAUAUGUGGGGGCUCGCAUCCUUGGUAACGUGUUACCUUACCUAAAACACUUGACUGCUUUGGUUGUAAACAAUGAUGAAGUUACUUAUCUGUUGCCAAGUUCGCUGCACAAGAUGAAAUAUCUUAAACAUCUGGAUAUUUCUUGCUUCCAUGGUAAAUUGCCGAAUCACAUCACAGAAUUCUACAACUUGCAGACGUUGAGAGUUGGAAAUCUAGAAGAGCUUCCAAAAAAGUUUUGCAAUUUAAUUAACUUGAGACAUCUUGUCAUCACGGAUAAAAAUGGCGACCCUCCAAGUUGCAUGUUUACCGGGAUAGAGAAGUUAACUUGUCUGCAAACUCUGCCUCAUUUUGUGGUGAGUCGAGAUCAAAAUUGUCUUUUGGGAAAGUUGGGAGGGCUGAAUAAUCUUAGAGGAAAACUUAGCCUCUACGGGCUUAGUGAUGUCAUGAAUAGGGAAGAAGCAAGUGCAGCAAGACUAUGUAGAAAGUCAUAUAUUCAUCGUUUAUUGUUGGAAUGGAGAAGCAUCAAAGAUGAUCAGGAAGACAGAAAAUACAACGACGAGGAUGUGAUGGAAGGAUUGAAACCUCAUGUAAAUCUUAAAAAGUUGAAGAUUGUUAACUUUGAGGGGAAAAAGUUUGCAUCAUGGAUUAUAAUGAUGAGAAAUUUGGUGGAAAUUACAGUAAUAGAUUCUGAAAGAUGUGAAGAAUUUCCACCACUUGGUCACCUUCCCAAAUUGAGGAAGAUAAAGAUAAGCAGUAUGGAAAAUGUCAAGGUUAUAGGAAGCGAUAUUUGGGGAGGCGUAGGAAGCAGUGGCACUGAGUUCAGUGAAAGUGGAGCCCCAGAAACAGUUACGACAAUGUAUCCAUCACUGACCGAACUCAUAUUGCAGGAUUUGCCAAAGCUUGAAGAAUGGCUAGAACCAGUUGUGAGUUCAGGCAGUGAAGACCAAAGAGCUCUUCUAGUAUUUCCUAAGAUUGAGAUUUUAGUAAUCCUGAAUUGUCCGAAUUUGAGAAGGAUCCCAAGGAAUUGUUUUACGUUCCUAAAGGAAUUGGUAAUCUCUGAUUUGGACAGCAGCAACAUGAUACUUGAAUCAGUGAGCCGAACUGUUAGUUCUCUCAGGUAUCUCAGACUAGUGCGUAUUAGUGAUGGAAAAGAAGAGUCUUCUUCUCCUCCUCCUCCAAAUCUGGACAGUAUUAGUAACAAGCUUUUAACAAACAAUUCUCUGUCUCUAAGAUCUUUAGACAUACAUCAAUGUGAGGCCUUGACAUGUCUGACCCUUGGCGUCGCUCUUCAGCAAUUAGAAGUGUGUUAUUGCCCUCAGCUAGCUACUAUCAGUGUAGCCAAAGACUCAGUUGGUCUUAAAUAUUUAAGGAUUGCGAGUUGCCCUUCUCUUUCAGAGUGGGUAUUUGUCCAAAGUAUGAGUUCCACACUUGUACAAUUGGUAUUAGGUCCAUUCUUGGCGGAACUAGAAGAAUUUCCAUGGCCAUUCUCUUCUGCUGCUGCUGCUGUAAUUCCCUUUCCCAACCUAAUAGAACUAAAUCUGUAUGGUUGGCGAAAUGUAAAGUCAAUACUGCCUUCAGGGAAGAUUGGCGACCGUCUCUCCUCUACCUUCCCUGCCUUGACUGAAUUGAUUAUACAAGACUUCAAAGGAGUGAAAGCUCUCCCAGAAUCUCUAGCAAAGCUUCCAUGUCUCAGAGACCUGCGUAUUUUCAGUUGUGGGAAUUUGCGUAGUUUACCCACAUUUGAUGAAUCUAGUAGCCUUCAAUACCUGGAGAUAUCCGGAUGUCCUGUUCUCCAAGAAAGAUGCAGGAAGGAGGGUGGAUCAGAAUGGUUCAAGAUUCAACAUAUUCCACAUAUAGAAUGGUAAAAGUGCAUCUAAAUCUCUCAAUUUCAUCCUGUUUUAUGUUACAUUCCUGCUAGCAUUAAGGUAUUGCAGUGAGAGUGGCACAGAAUUGUCGACACCGUACAUUAUGUAAUAAUAAUGUUGUAAGUGCAUGUAGAAUGCCCUCUGUUUCUAUAUUAA
This is a messenger RNA of Daucus carota subsp. sativus, 4314 nucleotides long. Its product is annotated as putative disease resistance protein RGA4. The record is from RefSeq and is a predicted model, not a curated record. Lineage: Eukaryota; Viridiplantae; Streptophyta; Magnoliopsida; Apiales; Apiaceae. Gene Ontology annotation, molecular function: ADP binding. The coding region runs from base 658 to 4158 and encodes 1166 amino acids. The transcript has a single exon. Gene Ontology annotation, biological process: defense response to other organism.